AUGGGUCGUCAAGAACCCCUUCUUCCUUUUAACAAGACAAGACCAUCUCGGACAAGGGGUCCGAGCAGGCCGGUCAAGGGAGGAUUGCUCCAGCAGCUUCACAACCAUCAGCAUCAUGAGCCUCCCGCGACACCAAAGUUGACGCCGCGGAAGGCUAUCCUGGCUAUUUUCCUAGCGCUUCUUGGGCUCAGUUUAUUGCAUCGACCAGUCAGUAAUCGUUACGGCGGAGUUCCUCGCUAUGGUAACGGCCUUAGAACGCCUGAGGAGCGGGCUCGACAUAUUCUCACGACUACGCCAUUGAUUGAUGGGCAUGUCGACUUUCCCAUGCUGAUACGCUACUUCUAUGGUAACCGUAUCUACGAGGAGAACUUCACUCAGCCCUUUGUGGAAGGCGGCCUCCCUGGUCAUGUAGACCUGCAUCGUCUUCGCCAGGGCCAGAGUGGCGGUGCCUUCUGGAGUCUCUUCGCUCCCUGCCCAGAGAACGGCUCUGACUUUUCUGAUGAGAACUACGCGUCGAGCGUUCAGUUCACCCUGGACCAGAUUGAUGUCAUGACAAGGCUGCAGGCAGCCUAUCCUGAUCAUUUCUCUCAAAAGGUUGACAGCUCCAACGCGUACGAGGCCUUCAAGCAGGGCAAACUGAUCUCACCCCUUGGUAUCGAAGGUUUGCAUCAGAUUGGCAACUCGGCGGCCAACCUUCGCAAGUUCCAUGAGCUCGGCGUGCGCUACGCCACCUUGACUCACAACUGCCACAACAAGUUCGCCGACGCCGCCAUUCUGGAGAACCCUACACGCAAGGCUGAGCCCCUAUGGGGAGGCGUGAGUCCUCUCGGACGUCGUCUUAUUCACGAGAUGAACCGCAUCGGCAUGAUUGUAGACAUCUCUCACGUCAGUGAGGAUACAAUGCUGGAUGUUCUGGGCAACGGCGAUGACUGGGCUGGUUCCGAAGCCCCUGUGAUCUUCUCACACAGCUCUGCAUGGAGUAUCUGCCCUCAUCCACGUAACGUCAAGGACAACGUCCUUGAACUCGUCAAGAAGCGCAACUCCCUUGUCAUGGUCAACAUCGCCCCUGAUUUCAUUUCCUGCGUCGAGAGCGACAACCCCAAUGGACUGCCCGACUUCUUCCCUCAGAACUCAACCAUUGAACACGCGGCUCAGCACAUCUUCUACAUCGGAAACCUCAUUGGCUUCGAUCAUGUUGGCAUCGGUACUGACUUUGAUGGCAUUCCGAGCGUGCCCCGAGGUCUGGAGGACGUGACCAAGUACCCUGAUCUUAUCGCUGAGCUUCUGAAGCUGGGUGUCAGCAAUGUUGAUGCUGCCAAGGUUGUUGGUGGUAACCUCUUGCGAGUGUGGAAGGAAGUGGAUGAGGUCGCUGCUCGCCUACAGUCCAGGGGAGAACUGCCUCUGGAGGAUGUCUUGCCCGAGCUGAAGUUUUCAGACGUGCUCGAGGCCACGUUCGAGACCGUGUAG
Messenger RNA from Fusarium keratoplasticum, 1467 nucleotides. RefSeq names its product Dipeptidase. NCBI's taxonomy places the organism in Eukaryota, Fungi, Ascomycota, Sordariomycetes, Hypocreales, Nectriaceae. The transcript is spliced from 4 exons. Gene Ontology annotation, biological process: proteolysis. Gene Ontology annotation, molecular function: metallodipeptidase activity. The record is from RefSeq and is a predicted model, not a curated record. Bases 1 to 1467 code for a protein of 488 amino acids.